ACACACGCCCACAACUGCGCAGUGGCCACGCACCAAAUAACACGCCUCGUGUCGACCAGCUAGCGAGCGAGCGCCAAGGCACGAACGACUGCACUAGCAAGCGCAAGCGCACGCGCACGCGCCGUACGCACUGCAGUGCCAUGCCGGAAGCACCGACCACCAAGACAACCCUGCCGGCCGGCGGCUUUGGCCCCGGGGCGCACCGCGAGGCGCUCGAGUUCAUCGAGCAUGUCACGGCGAACGCCGGGAAGGUGCAGCGGCGCGUCCUCGCUGAGAUACUGACGCAGAACGCGCCGGCCGAGUACCUGCGCCGCUACGGCGUCCCGGGAGGAUCCGCCGACGCCGUCGAAGCCUUCCGCCGCGUCGUCCCGCUCGUCACCUACGAGGGCCUCCAGCCGGACAUACUCCGCAUUGCCAGCGGCGAUACCUCGCCGAUCCUCUCAGGCAAACCCAUCUCCGAGUUCCUCACGAGCUCUGGAACAUCCGGAGGGGAGAGGAAGCUGAUGCCGACCAUCGCCGACGAGCUGGACAGGAGGUCGUUGCUGUAUAGCCUGCAGAUGCCGGUGAUGAGCCAGUCGGUGCCGGGGCUGGACAAGGGCAAGGCGAUGUACCUGCUAUUCGUGAAGGCGGAGUCGCGCACACCCGGCGGGCUGGUGGCGCGGCCGGUGCUAACGAGCUACUACCGGAGCCGGCAGUUCCUGGAGCGGCCGCACGACCCCUACACCGAGUACACGAGCCCCAACGAGGCCAUCCUGUGCGUGGACUCGUACCAGAGCAUGUACACGCAGCUGCUGUGCGGCCUCGUCCACCGCGCCGACGUGCUGCGCGUCGGCGCCGUGUUCGCCUCGGGCUUCCUCCGCGCCGUCCGCUUCCUCGAGAAGCACUGGCCGCGUCUGUGCCGCGACAUCCGCACGGGCACGCUCGACCCGGAGAUCACGGACCGCGCCGUGCGCGACGCCGUCGUCGGCAGGGUACUUCGCGGCGCCAACCCGGCGCUUGCCGACGAGAUCGAGGCCGAGUGCGCGGGACCGUCAUGGGAGGGCAUCAUCCGGCGCCUGUGGCCCCGCACCAAGUACAUCGAUGUGAUCGUGACCGGGGCUAUGUCGCAGUACAUCCCGACGCUGGAGUUCUACGGCGGGGGGCUGCCUCUGGCGUGCACCAUGUACGCCUCUUCCGAGUGCUACUUCGGCCUCAACCUGAAGCCCAUGUGCAAGCCAGGCGACGUGGCAUACACGCUCAUCCCCACCAUGUGCUACUUCGAGUUCCUUCCUCUCCAGUGCAGCGACGGCAAGGCGGAGCCGAGCCACCGCGACCUGGUUGGCCUCGUGGAUGUGAAGCUCGGUCACGAGUAUGAGCUCGUGGUCACCACCUACUCCGGGUUGUAUCGGUACCGCGUGGGCGACGUGCUGAGGGUUGCCGGCUUCAAGAACGAGGCGCCGAUGUUCAAGUUCAUCAGGCGGCAGAACGUGGCGCUGAGCAUCGACUCGGACAAGACGGACGAGACGGAGCUGCACGCGGCCGUGAGCGGCGCGGUGCAGCACCUGGCGCCGUUCGGCGCGUCGCUGGUGGAGUACACCAGCUACGCCGACGCGGCGACCAUCCCGGGCCACUACGUGCUGUUCUGGGAGCUGCGCGCGGGCAGCACGGCGGUGCCGGCGUCCGUGUUCGAGGACUGCUGCCUGUCGGUAGAGGAGGCGCUCAACAGCGUGUACCGGCAGUGCCGGGCCUGCGACAAGUCCAUCGGGCCCCUGGAGAUACGCGUCGUGUCCGAGGGCACCUUCGACAAGCUCAUGGACUACGCCAUCAGCCGCGGCGCGUCCAUCAACCAGUACAAGGCGCCGCGGUGCGUGCGCCCGGGGCCCGUCGUGGAGCUGCUCGACGCAAGGGUGCAGGCCAAGUACUUCAGCCCCAAGUGCCCCAAGUGGAGUCCAGGGAACAAGCAAUGGAACGCCGCCAGCAACGGGGACGCCUGAUGAGUGACCUUUUCAGCCGGACGGAGUGACGAUGGAUGCAUGGUUUGGGUUGGUACUUACAUCAUCAGUAUAUGAAUUUUCAGAGGCAGCGAGGAAUUGAUAGUUAUGGAAUGAUGACCUAGGGUAUCUAAAUCUUUUGAUUUUUGAAUCUUUUUUCUUUAUCUCUGUAAUAUCUCCUGUGUUUCUUUCAGGUCGUGUAUUUUGCUAUGCACUUAGCUUGGUGCAUGUCAGUUACAUAUACUAAGUUACUACUUUUAUAUUAGCAAUAUAUACGGAAUGGAUUUUUCU
Messenger RNA from Sorghum bicolor (sorghum), 2261 nucleotides. Its product is annotated as probable indole-3-acetic acid-amido synthetase GH3.1. The transcript has 3 exons. NCBI's taxonomy places the organism in Eukaryota, Viridiplantae, Streptophyta, Magnoliopsida, Poales, Poaceae. The record is from RefSeq and is a predicted model, not a curated record. Bases 141 to 1973 code for a protein of 610 amino acids. Gene Ontology annotation, molecular function: acid-amino acid ligase activity. Gene Ontology annotation, cellular component: cytoplasm.